AUGGUAGUACGAACUAGUGUCGAGCCCUUAUCGGGUGAUAUUCUUGAAAGAAUAAUAAACUACUGUAACACACACUACCAACCUCCUCCUCCCGCACCAGCUCGUACCGAGGAUGAGAUAAGGGCUCUCGAGAACUUUGACAAUGAAUUUGUCAAUGUGGACUUUCAAACUCUAAAAGCGCUUGUUCAGGCAGCGCACUAUUUGGAUAUCCAGGCCCUGCUUGAUCUCACAGUGGAAACUAUGAAAUGGAGGGUCGACACUAAUUCAGAAGCAUUCAUUAGGCAGAAUUUUCCUCACUUUCAGUAG
This is a messenger RNA of Lycium ferocissimum, 306 nucleotides long. RefSeq lists its product as uncharacterized. Gene Ontology annotation, molecular function: cullin family protein binding. Gene Ontology annotation, cellular component: nucleus; cytoplasm. The transcript is spliced from 2 exons. NCBI's taxonomy places the organism in Eukaryota, Viridiplantae, Streptophyta, Magnoliopsida, Solanales, Solanaceae. Gene Ontology annotation, biological process: SCF-dependent proteasomal ubiquitin-dependent protein catabolic process. The coding region runs from base 1 to 306 and encodes 101 amino acids. The record is from RefSeq and is a predicted model, not a curated record.